Messenger RNA from Trichoderma gamsii, 2307 nucleotides. RefSeq lists its product as hypothetical. Lineage: Eukaryota; Fungi; Ascomycota; Sordariomycetes; Hypocreales; Hypocreaceae. Gene Ontology annotation, molecular function: zinc ion binding; DNA-binding transcription factor activity, RNA polymerase II-specific; transcription cis-regulatory region binding. The transcript is spliced from 3 exons. Gene Ontology annotation, biological process: positive regulation of transcription by RNA polymerase II. The coding region runs from base 1 to 2307 and encodes 768 amino acids. Gene Ontology annotation, cellular component: nucleus. The record is from RefSeq and is a predicted model, not a curated record.
AUGGAGGUUUCCACUGUGCCUUGCACGCUCUGCAGAAAGCGGCGGGUCAAAUGCGAUAAACGACUACCCGGCUGUGCGCGCUGUGAAAAGUCGUCCCGGUCGUGUCCUGGCUACAAUCAUCUUCGAAAGUUUCUCGAUGAGAGCCAGAACCUCCGGAAGAAGUUCUCUUCAGCCAAUGCCAGCCCGCAAGGAAGCGGCUCUGUCGACUCUAUAAAGGUACCUCUGGCAGCUCAGGCUUCAUCUUCAGUGCCGUCAUUCUCUGCCUCACUAGACUCGGCUCCAUUGCCCACGACAAUCCCAAACAGCACUGAGGCUACUCGCAACCAGCCUCAGCCUGAGUCACCAGUUCAACCUCUCACCCAACCCGGAGCCCAGGCCGAGACUCAAGCCAAGGCUCCAGACAAUGUUUUGCAUGACAUUGGCCUGGGGAGGCCCAACCAUGACGGCCUGUCUGCUAACCAAGAGUUUACUGAUGCGCCCUUCAUCUUGACUGAUAGCUUUUCGGAUGAAGACUUUGACGCCAGGUUUUUCGACAUUGACCCCAAUGAAUACUUUGCUGAGGGCAAUAACUGCUGUGGAUUUAUUCCUUCCCUCUCACUGAUAAGUGAUGCUAGUGGGUUGCAAGGGCCAUCUCUUUCUUGGCUUAGCGACGUCGACCUGGAGGGAUAUUCAACAUCCGGAUACGAUCCCGAGGCAGAUAAAUCGCAAACAUCAGAGAAGCUGGAGACAGAAGCCUCUUCGCCAAUGCCCGACUCAUCUAGUGAAGCCGACCAGGAGACCGCAUAUCUGAUAAGGUAUUUCGCGGAACGCAUUAGCCCGUGUCUGGACGUUUUUGAUAUUGAGCGAUUCUUUGGACACAUUGUUCCCAUCAAGGCUAUUCGAAGCCCACUUCUACAAAAUGCUCUGGCUGCUAUUGCGGCCAAGCAGUUUGGGAAGACGAAGCGAGAGACAUACAUGGCGAGUCAUCAGACCCCGGGCCGAUCGAUGCUGGAGCUGUACUCUAAUGCGGCCCAUGUCGAUUGGUUCUAUAAAGCGGCCAGCUUCUAUGACAAAGCUAUAGGCCAUAUGAUGAGGCUGCUGCAAACGCUGCGUGACGGCAGUCCGGCUUCAUCACCCGGGUCUACAUCUUCUAUUGAUGCAGGUCUGGGCUUGCACUCAGCAGUAUCUCCUUCGUUCAAGCGGCGGCGAGUGGAAGGUAGCCAGGGAUCUCACACUAUCGUGGAUGAUCUCCUCUCGGCAAUAUCUGUAUUCCUGCUCUAUGAGUCACUUGAUAAUCGCUUUGCAGAAGUCUCUAGACACAUGUCUGGUGCACAGUAUCUGCUCACCUACAACCUCAAACAGCUCUACGAAAGUACGGAAAUCAAUCGUCGCAACGGAACAUUCGGACUGCAUGCUCGAAGAGCUUGGCAAGCAUCUUUUUGGAACAUUGUUUGUAUCGAUUGGAUUACUUCUUACACUGAGCAGACCGCACCAGGUCUCGACGUAGAGAAUGCUGAGCUGUGGAAAGCUGCAGGUCUACCAAUCUGCGUUGUCGACGGAAUUACUAUGCCAAAUGCGCUCUGCAACAAUGGAGAUUCAGGCUUUCAGCUGCAGAUGACGGAGACAUUGGCCUGCAGAAGUCUAAUAUGGAUAAUUCUCAAGACACUGACACUCAUUGCUCUUGAAAAAAGUAGCAAUAAGACAGCAAACAAUGGCCUGCCAGAAAACGACGGCACCUGCCAGAACUCAUCUAUUGCGUCUCAUAGUUGGGAUGAUGUGUCCCAGCAUCUCGAAAACUGGUGUGCAGCGCUGCCUGAUACGUUUGAACCCUGUGCAAGAAUAGCACAGCGGUAUAACAAUAUACCCACGCCUUCAGACAACAUGGCAUCUAUGUCGGAAUUUCAAAGCGCGUUUCAAGAGUUGUUUUAUGCCAACGCCAUGUGUGCAACGGCUGCAGUUUUAUACCACUUUGUCCAACUGCUUCAUCUGCUUCACAAACCUCUAGAUCAAAAGCCUACGGAGUCACAUCUCGAGUUUGUGGCCAAACGACUCAAUGCUUAUCGUCAGCUUUCAGCGCAAAUCGAAGGGCACGCCAAUGAGAUAUGCGCAAUAUCCUUGGGCCGACCCGAUGACCCUGUUCGACAGCAUAUGGUACAGCCUUUGUAUCUGGCUGGACUGUGCUUCGAGACUCACGAGCAGAGGACAGCAUUAGCUCAACUCCUCGCUUCCAUACAGCGAGAAACGGGUUACUCAACAGCAGAGAGAGUUGCGAAACUACAACAGCAUUGGGGGUGGGACAAUACUCCUCCAGCACUUGAUGUGUUGUAA